This is a messenger RNA of Anolis sagrei ordinatus, 1878 nucleotides long. It is a transcript of the gene LAPTM4B, whose product is annotated as lysosomal protein transmembrane 4 beta. Lineage: Eukaryota; Metazoa; Chordata; Lepidosauria; Squamata; Anolidae. The record is from RefSeq and is a predicted model, not a curated record. Gene Ontology annotation, cellular component: lysosomal membrane.
UAUGGUGUUGCCCCGCCCCUUUCUGCUCUCAGCUGAUGGGCCGCGCAUCUGGCUCAUUCCUCGCCUUGCUGCGUCGCUGAGCGGUCGCUCCUUCCUUCUCCUUGACCGGCUGCAGGAGGGAAACCGCGCAGGCUGGAGGCCUCUCAGGCGGGCGCCAUGAAGCUGCUGAGCUCCCCUUGGGCUCGCUUCUACUCCAACAGCUGCUGCUUGUGCUGCCAUGUCCGCACCGGCACUAUCAUCCUCGGGAUUUGGUACCUGAUCAUCAAUGCGGUGGUACUACUGAUUAUACUGAGCGCCUUGACAGACCCUGGCCAGUAUCAUUUAACAACAACCGAAUUAGGAGGUGACUUUGAAUUUAUGGAUGAUGCCAACAUGUGCAUUGCCACAGCAAUUUCUCUGCUUAUGAUUCUCAUCUGCGCAAUGGCCACGUAUGGGGCAUACAAGCAACAUGCGGCUUGGAUCAUCCCUUUCUUCUGUUAUCAAAUCUUUGACUUUGCACUCAACACCCUCGUUGCUAUCAGCAUCCUUGUGUACCCCAGCACCAUUCAGGAUUAUCUGCGACAACUGCCAGCUAACUUUCCCUACAAGGAAGAAAUUAUGUCCAUGAACUCCACCUGCUUAGUUGUGAUUAUUCUUCUUUUUAUAAGUAUCACAUUGGCUUUCAAGGCUUAUCUGAUCAGCUGUGUAUGGAACUGUUACCGAUACAUUAACAACAGAAACAACUCUGAUGUCCUGGUCUACAUUACUACUAAUGACACAGCGGUCCUGUUGCCACCAUAUGAUGAUCCAGCAAAUGGUGCCACUAAGGAUCCCCCACCACCGUAUGUUUCUGCAUAAACAGCAGCAUGUGUGAAAGUCUACCUAUAGCUUUACUCUCCAGAACAUCUGAGCAAUAGAUUGUUUCUUUUUCAAGAGAUGGAUGUAUACUCUCCCAAAUUUAUUUAUUCCCAUUUUGCUGUAGGCAGUGAAAUAAAAUGUUGUUUGCCUAAAGCAGUGUUGAACUGGCUUCUGGGAACCAUUUUGAUUUACCUCCAGAGCCAUAUUAUAGGGUUGUAUUUUCAUGUCUUCUCCUGCAAGUCUAGAAAAGCUGUGCUUUCUAUGCCCAACAACUACAGAUUGGGGAAUAUUUGGUUUUUGCUUUGUUCAGAACUUUUGAGCAAUAGGAAUCAGUUUCUAAAACAACCUUCAUAUUACAGAUUGUGAGCCUAGAUUGUAUUCAGUCUGUUACAAAUGGAUCUUUUUGCUCAAUAGCUGACUAAGGUCCAGCAUAAUCUCCCUUUAAGAGUAAAGAAGCGUUUUCCCAUUCCUUCUCUCUCCUGAAGGCUCUCUUCCACAGAUUUCCCACAACAGCUUUCCGUGGAACUGUAGAGAGAAGGAUGAGAAAAUAUCCUCCUUUUUCCUCCAGUGAGAGAAUCCAAGAAUAGAAGCUUGGUGCUCUCAGCAAAUCUUGACUCAACCUUCAGUUCCUAGUCCCACAUUUUGAAAGAUAAAACCAAUGGAGCAAUCUGUGCUGACAGACCAUUGGUGAUAAAAAAAAUUCAAACAGUAUUUUUGAACUAUCUAUUCUUAAUGAAUAAUUCUAAGCAAAGUUCUCAGGUAAGAUAAUGACAGCUUCAGUCUUCAAAACUCAGGCUAAAUAUGGUCAGGUUUGAAGAAAUGAAUGUUCAUUAUUGCUGCAGUGGAAUUGUGUUAAAAAUAUUUUAAACAUUUAAAAAUCUCUUUCCUUGAAAAACAAUAGGCUUAGUAAGUAAAAUAAAAAGACAAAUUCACGACUUGCACUAAGCUUUCAACAGAAAAAUGAUUUAUCUGUGUGUCUAGUCCAGGCAUGGGCAAACUUCAGCCCUCCAGGUGUUUUGGACUUCAACUCCCACAAUUCCU